Molecule: messenger RNA, 1304 nt
Organism: Zingiber officinale
Lineage: Eukaryota; Viridiplantae; Streptophyta; Magnoliopsida; Zingiberales; Zingiberaceae
Product: ER membrane protein complex subunit 10-like
Exons: 9
Coding region: 64-942 (292 amino acids)
Source: RefSeq, a predicted model, not a curated record
ACAUUCUUUUGGUAGUAACUCGAGCAGAAGUUUGGCAUUGUACAGGCGACGCGGAGCGCAGAGAUGGGGAAGAGCUACCGCCGGCUGCCCUUGGUUCUCUUCUUGGCCCUCCUCUCGUUCUCGGGUGCCGUUGGGUUCCAGUCAGAUGAGUUGGUGCAGGAUGAUGAAGAAUUCGGGCUCGAGGGUGGCCGACCAGCCGUCGAUCCGCAACCUUCCAUCCCUACCCAACCGCCGCUCCGCCGCAAACCUGAGCUUGAUCUUCCCUUCGGAUCAUCCGAUUCCAAGUCGGUCCAGUUCUCUCUGGAGCAUCAGUUGGGAACCUCUGGGUUCUCGCCUGCUGGAACUUUGACUGCUCGCCUCAAGUCUUGGAGCCAUGGAGGGCAGACUCUGACCAAGCUUAGGUUCUCGAGAAACGCGCUGGCAGAAGAAGAAAAGGAGGCUUUCAAGAAGCUAUUGAAGGAAGAUGGAUACUAUACGAUCAGACUACCAUCUAAUGUGUUAGACCCUCCGGGAAGAGAUUUUGUUGUUUCAUCAGUCAGAGCUAGGUGCAUUCCUAGAGAGAGUUUGGACGAGCAUUUGGUCAUCCAUAUGGAUGGUGUGAAUAUUUUGGCAGUGAAUUAUGGGUCAGCUGGAGCUUGUCAAUAUCCGAGAUUACUCAGAUAUCCUGCAAAGUGGUCUUUCACGUCAUACACUGUCAUGAAGACCAGUGAGCAAGCUCCAAGAACUCCGACAUUUACUGAAGAAUUGCUUGCUGCAGAGGAGGGAGUUGGUGAAGGUGUGAUGCCACCCGAAAGAUCUUUCUGGGCUAAAUAUUGGAUGUAUUUAAUUCCUCUAGUCUUCAUUGUGCUGAAUGCCAUGACCCAAGCCAUGAACAUGCCGGAGGAAGGGGCUGCUGGGCAAGCUGCACAGCGGGCACCAAGUGCUAAUGCUAGAAGAAGAUGAAAAUGAGUAGCUCAAGAAAUUAGACCAGGAUUAUGAAUGAGAAAGCCGGCGCGUUCCUCUUGCAGGCGAAGUCCAAGUGCUCUGUUUCUUAUUUGCAUGGUGCUUCAUGCUUUUGGUCCUGAAGCCAAAAUCAUGAAACUGAUACUUGAUCGGCAUCAAACAUUGUUGCCUCCUUAGUCCUUCACUAGAUUAUUCAAAUACUCAAUUCUCAUUCAGAAAAUUAUCGUACAACUAAAAUCAUUCAGAUGCUUCCACAUUCGCAUUUUCUUCAGUCGUAUUAUUUAUUAGAUCACUGUCAAACAGACACUAAUUUGAGACUCUAAAUGUUGCAUCAGCAAUAUCCAACGUUUCAUAUUACUCCA